Molecule: messenger RNA, 1533 nt
Organism: Necator americanus (New World hookworm)
Lineage: Eukaryota; Metazoa; Nematoda; Chromadorea; Rhabditida; Ancylostomatidae
Exons: 15
Coding region: 1-1533 (510 amino acids)
Biological process (GO): phosphate ion transmembrane transport
Cellular component (GO): membrane
Molecular function (GO): phosphate transmembrane transporter activity
Source: RefSeq, a predicted model, not a curated record
AUGAUUGAGGAUCUCGCCGCGUUCCAGUCGGCUCUUAUGCCAUGGCUCGUCGUCGGUGCGAUUAUCGCUUUCAUUCUUGCCUUUGCGAUUGGGGCGAACGAUACUGCCAACUCGUUCGGUACCAGCGUAGGCAGCAAGGUCGUCACGCUUACUCAGGCUUACAUUCUCGCCAGUGUGUUUGAAACUCUUGGAGCAUGCCUGCUGGGACACAAAGUAACGGAUACGAUGCGCAAAGGAGUACUUGACCUUGCAGUCUACAACAACAGCGAACUCGAACUCAUGUAUGGGCAAAUUUCCAUCCUGUCCGGUUGCGGCGCAUGGAUGUUGCUUGCAACAUUUUUUAAAUUGCCGGUUUCAACAACUCAUUCAAUCGUCGGUGCAACUAUCGGUUUCUCUCUUGUGCUCAAAGGUUCUCUAGGUAUCCGUUGGUACAAGAUCUCACGCAUAUUUGCAUCAUGGAUUGUGUCUCCACUUCUUUCCGGUUUUGUUUCUGUAGUAUUUUUUGUUUUCAUCGAUCACUUCAUUUUGAGAAAGAGUCGUCCUCUAGCUAGUGGCCUUAAGAUACUACCUGUGUUAUAUUUUGCUUGUAUGACUUUCAACGUUUUCGCCAUAAUUUAUGAAGGUUCUGAAUUUCUGUAUUUUGACCGCCUUACAUUGGAGCAGUGUGCGGUUGUGUCGAUCAUUUUUGGUCUGGUUUCCGCUGUUGCUGCAAAAUUUAUUGUUGCUCCGUGGUUGAAGCGAAACAUUCUUGCCCGCUCAGAUGUUGAGUCAAACAACUCAAGCGAGUUGAAUGCACUUGCUGGACAAAAAGCGGUUCUUCUGGAAUACGAGAAUGAACGCACGCGAGGAGAUGGAAAGUCGAAUGGUGCGAAUGGUCAUGGUUCUGGGAGAGAUUCUCAGGGUAAAGACCAAUCAGCAAUUGAAGCGAUUGCAGACUGGAGAACGAAACAGUCGUUAGCUAUGAACACAGUUGCUCCGUCGUCAUCUGUUGCUUCGUUCUUUCGUUCUUCAAAACCUGAAGAUCCACAGGCCGCCCAUCUUUUCUCCCUCCUUCAAGUUAUGACGGCAUGUUUUGGAGGAUUUGCGCAUGGAGGCAAUGAUGUCAGUAAUGCUAUUGCACCACUUGUCUCACUUUAUGUCAUCUAUAAAGAAGGAUCUACUGCGCAGACUCUCCCCACUCCAGGGUACAUUCUUCUUUAUGGAGCCGUCGGUAUGUGCAUCGGCCUCUGGAUGCUUGGUCAUCGUGUCAUUUAUACUGUUGGAGAGAACCUAACGAAAAUCACUCCGCCCAGCGGUUUCGCCAUCGAAUUUGGUGCUGCAGUGACUGUGCUUAUAGCGUCCAAACUUGGUCUUCCAAUCUCAUCAACUCAGUGCAAGGUUGGCUCCGUCGUCGCCGUUGGUCUUAUUCAAGCGAAUCAUUCCGUUCGAUGGCUCACAUUCCGCAAUAUUUCUCUCAGCUGGAUUGUUACGCUUCCCGUUGCAGGUCUUCUUUCCGCAGGUGUAAUGUGCUUGUUUCGAGCCUUUGUGCUCUAG